Messenger RNA from Schizosaccharomyces japonicus yFS275, 2727 nucleotides. RefSeq names its product cyclophilin family peptidyl-prolyl cis-trans isomerase Cyp7. Gene Ontology annotation, cellular component: nucleus. Gene Ontology annotation, molecular function: peptidyl-prolyl cis-trans isomerase activity; isomerase activity. The transcript has 4 exons. The record is from RefSeq and is a predicted model, not a curated record. The coding region runs from base 76 to 1368 and encodes 430 amino acids. NCBI's taxonomy places the organism in Eukaryota, Fungi, Ascomycota, Schizosaccharomycetes, Schizosaccharomycetales, Schizosaccharomycetaceae.
CCGGUAUCUACCAAACUCACCACCAUAAAUGCAACACCAAAGAACAUGCUGACCGUACCUCCCUAGCUAAUCGAUAUGACGUCCGUGACGAAUAUUGAACCAUUUGCUACCGGUCGUGUUGUUCUCAAAACGACACGAGGUGACAUCCAGCUGGAGCUCUGGUGUACAGAAACUCCAAAAGCCUGUCGAAACUUUAUUCAAUUGUGUAUGGAAGGUUAUUAUGAUGGAACAAUAAUUCAUCGAAUCGUUCCGAAUUAUAUCAUUCAGGGAGGCGAUCCCACCGGAACUGGUCAAGGUGGUGAGUCUAUUUAUGACAAGCCAUUUCCUGUAGAAACACAUCCUCGUCUUCGUUUCACCAGACGUGGACUUGUUGCAAUGGCAAAUGCUGAUGGUGAGGGGAACGGUUCACAGUUCUUUAUUACCCUUAAUGCAACUCCAGAGCUCGCGGGAAAGCAUACAUUGUUUGCUCGAGUCGUUGGUGACACUAUUUACAACGUUGUUCGUAUUUCAGAACUGGAAUUAGACGCUACUGAACGACCCGUUUAUCCUCCAAAAAUUGUUGAAACACAAGUCAUCGAAAACCCAUUCACAGAUAUUCAGCCAAGAACAAAUCGUGACGAACGUCAACGCGUUUUACAGGAACAAAGAGAACGUCAAAAAAAACAGGAAAGAGCAGCUUUACUCAAAAAAGGAACAAGAAAUAAAACUUUUCUCAGUUUUGGUGAUGAAGUUGAAAUUCCACUGCCAAAAAAGAAGAUUCGUCCUCCCCAAAAUGAACGGACGAAGAAGGAGGAAAAGGAUGAGGGAAAGGAUGAACGGAUACAACAGCCGUCGGUGGCUACCAAGGAAACUCCUGUUGCAAAAAAGGUGCCUAUCACCUCCUCGACAGUCUCUUCCGCAUCUCUUUCCUCUCUUCAAACGCCCGUGUCCACAGAAACGAAAUCCGUUAAGCAAGAGAUUGCGCGACUUAAAGCUGAACUUCGGCAAUUAGAUAAACGACCACUAGACGUUGACUCUUCGGCCUCCAAGAGGAAGCAAUCGGCCAAAAAACGCAACGCACUACAAGAGGAAUUAGAGCAAUUUAAGGCUACGCGACGAGUACUACCUGCAAAAAAGAAGCUGCGACAGCAGCAAGAAGACUCGACAUUUGAUGUCUUCCUAAAAUUCCAACAAAAAAUCCGAUCUGCUAGCGAUAUUGACGAUUCCGCAGCUACAAAAACAAAUUCAAUUGACGAAACGCCGUGUACACUUCAUAAUAUUCCUGCGUGUUAUUCUUGUUAUGACCGACUUGGCGAAACGAAUGAAAACGAUAAAGAGGAUGCCCAUUGGUUUGCGCAUCGUCUUGUUUCCGACAAAAGGAGUCAGUAAACGGUCUCAAGCAAUGACACUACGGACUACGGAAGUUUGUAUGGACAGGCAGGAAGGUCGUGAAGGUAUAAAUUUUUGCUGGUACAAAGGAACGAAGGUUACCACAGGAAGAAAAAGCAACUACAAAUAGAUUUGCCUUCUUUACAAGGGCUUGAUCUUAGUCAAUUCGGCUUCCUCGAUGCUUCUCUUGUCCGUGAGGAUUUGACCCAUACCGCCGAAGGAACCGAACAUACUGGUGCUCUUGAAGGGGCGCUUCAGGUCGUCACGAGCAGGCUUCUUUUGAACGUAGAGUUGGACUUCCUUGUUGUCGUAAAGUCCACGGAAACCCGAAACUGUUUGGAAAAGCAGGGGAGGAGCAAAACCCAUGUAAAGAUGCAUGAAGAGUGUGGUACUGACACCAAUCAUGUACUGCUUAAAGCCUUUAAGCAACUCACGACUGUCGUAUUCGCAAACAGUCGUAGCGACAAAGGUAGCAUAUUCACGGCCAGACAUUGGAGAAGCAGGUUCCACGAACUUCAUCAUUGUAAGGUCUAGCCGGUGUUAACAAACCAUCUACUAAGCGUGUCACGGCCAUUGCAGAAACGACCCCCAUCUCCAACUCCGUCCAACUUAUUCGUUCCAUUCACACAUACCAUUCUCCUUUUCAAUUAAUUUCUUGGUGUACCAGAACAAACCCAAUUGAGUUGCAAGGCAAGAGAAAUAAGCAAUUCUCAGAACUGUCAAAAUAACCGGUUGCUUGAGAUCUACAACCUUGGUCACACUCAUCAAAAUCAAGGUAAUGAGAAUUGACUUUGUCUAUUCAUAUUUUGUUACCAAUAUGAGUUCGAUUGACAAACGUUUUCCAUGACAUACCUGAGGACUCUUUUUCACCUUCUGCAGGAUUCCAGCCAUUUUCUAAUGCUUGCUCAGGUUGGAGUUCGUAAAGGAUACAGCAGUUGAAUCGUGCGGCUUCAAGGUAUCGCUGAUGGAAUAACGACGGGGACCGCACUCUAACGCAGCUACCGGUCAGAGGGAAAUUGUGCAAUUGUAAAUGAUUUCAGAUACCAAAUCGUGGGUGUUACUCGAGUGGGUUACUAUUCUGCGCUCCUUUGGUUAAUUGAUUGUAUUUUUGUCCUGGAUUCACUUGUUGUGAAGGGGGAUAUGGUUUGUGCGAGGUGAACGAGAGUGAAAGAUUGGAAUUAACAGAGACGAAAGUCAAACAAUACUGUGAAUGUAACUGCAUAAGGAUAGUUUAUGAAGUUUUUACGAUGUUCUUAGUCGUUACAUGGAAAAGUCUAAAUACUCAAGUAAGCGGAAAUCAUAGAUACUCAUAAAAAAAUAGAAUACAUAUGUGUCAGAAGAAAUUAAUAGCGAGUCAAG